UUUUUGACUGACACUACUGACAGACCGACAUUCUUAUCGAUUUUAAUAGUUGGUAAAUUAUGUUAAAUGGAAAAUAAAUAAUAACAGGGAAGAAGAUAACUAGAACAAUUUACAAACAAAAAGCUGAUAGCUCUGCUGAUAGUACGUAACAAACAUAAUUGUUACAUAUACGUAUACAUAAUGCAAAUGAAAUAAGAAAAGUAGUAGUAAUUGUAGGCUAAGAAGUGUAAAGAUACUUUUUAUUAAUUAGAUUUUUGCAAAUAAUAGAGUUCAUUUGAAAGCUGCUGAUUUUAAUCAAAAAUAAAAAAAGUCAAUAAGUUUUAGAUUUAAGUAUUAGGUACUAUGAGUGGGAGUGGUAAUACUCAAAACAGUAAUGCUCCAUUUCAAAGAAGUCAGUCCGCUGAUUUUACAUUUCCGCAACCUAGACACGGUUUAUUAAUGUCACAUUCAAGUGGCACCUUACCAAUGAUGUCUUCGCCAAUUAGCUUCCAAAGAAGAACAAUUGAAGGGGCACAUAAUUUUAGGGACAGUUUCAACAAUGCUUUACGUCAAAUUGAACAACAGGUGGAAACUGCUCGACUAAGUGUAAGAAAUAAUGCUUUAAAUCUAAGUGAGUUGUUAUCAAGAUCUUCUCAGUCUGAGGACAAUGUCAAUAACUCGAACGCCAAUCAAGAACUUCCUCAGCAACCCACCUUAAGUUACAUCACUAUAAAUCUGGAAGGUGUUGGUAAUGAAGGAAACAUUCAAGGAAAUACCAGUAAUAAUAAUCAAGGAGAUCAGCAUCAACCAAAUGAAAAUGUAGUCAAUGUGUUUGUUAAUAAUGUGCCCCAGCAUAAUGUCGACUUACCUGAAAAUCCCACAGAGAGGGUGAAUUUUAAUCCCGUCGAAGCACAACAGGCAUUACAAGUUAUACUGAAGUAUGUUCCUUUCAUCCUGAUACUUCUUGCCAAAGCUGUCUAUGAUUUUCACGAAGGCAUAUUUAUUCUUAUCAUACUGUUUGGUACUUUUUCCCAUGCUAACACAACAGUUAAACAUGAGGCACUAAAAAGGGCUCGGCGCAGUAUUUGGACUUUGGCCAUUGAACUAUGCUACAUAUUUGUUUGUAUUAUUUCCAUUCAUUACCUAUUUGCAGAUGAUUUACACAAUUUUAAUAUUGUUUUAAAUUUGGUUUUGAUUAGAACUUUCAAUCAUCCACUUACAGUACUGAAUUUAUUAUGGAUUGUCACUAUAACAGACUUCACCCUAAAACUUUUCACAGUAAUGAUAAAGAUUAUGCUUACCAUGAUGCCAGGAAAAGUUGUUGAGUUUAAAAAACGGGGGAAAAUAUAUUUAUUUAUUGAAGCCGUUUCCCAACUGUAUAGAAGUAUUGCAACAAUUCAGCCUUGGCUGUACUACCUACUGGAAUCCUAUCAAGGACCAGAGAAAAUUGUUGCAGUUUUUCUCUCUGCCUUUUACAUGAUUUCUAAAGGAUCAGACUUGAUGUUUAAAGUGAAACUUCUGAAAACUGCAUUUUUCAAAUUACUUCAGUCAGUGUCCCUGGGAACCUCGCCAAGCAAAGAGCAAAUCCAAACAGCCGGUGACCAUUGCCCGAUCUGCCACGACAUCUACGACACUCCAGUAUUGCUACAGUGUCGCCAUAUUUUCUGCGAAAGCUGCGUGUCCACUUGGUUCGACAGGGAACAAACCUGUCCACUGUGCCGAGCAAGAAUAGUGGACGAUCCAUCUUGGAGAGACGGAUCGACGUCAUACUUUAUUCAAUUAUUUUAAAAAGGGCAGUUCUGUGCAACUGUUUGUUUAGGUUCUAUUUUAAACUGAUUUCUAGACAGAAUUUAGUUAGAGAGAGAAUUUUGUUACAUCAAAUUUAAAAGCAGUACAACUGCUAUGGUCAAAUCUAAAUAAUUUAGUACACAUACAUAAUACAACUCACACAUUAUUGUUUAAAUUACAGAAUCAAAGGGUUAUUAUAGGGUUGUAUGUUAUUUAUAUGCAGGGGUGGAUGAGGAAGUGGAAACCGGCCUGGGAAAAACAGGCCUAACCGGCCCAAAUCCACAAAAACAAAAUGACCGUAACAAAGAAACAUAUUUUAUUUAUUAAUAUACAAGUAAGGGUGUUUUUUUAAAAAAAGCUCUUUUGCCUCCGGUUUAAAAAAAAAUUAAAUUGUCUUCAUCAAAAUUUUCGUAAAGACCAAUAUUGGGUCGGAGAUCUGAAUUUUUACUACAAAAUGGCUCAGUUUUACAGGGUUCUACUGCUUUAGUUCGAUUAUCGAUAACGCUAAUUUGAUCUUGAAUAGGCUACGAUUUUGAGAAACUUUAAGACUUCUUGAUUCAUUCAGUUCAGCUGACCCAAUCCUCUGUGAAAUACAUUACUUUUAGCUUUUCGGGUAUAUACUU
This is a messenger RNA of Sitophilus oryzae (rice weevil), 2390 nucleotides long. RefSeq names its product RING finger and transmembrane domain-containing protein 2-like. Lineage: Eukaryota; Metazoa; Arthropoda; Insecta; Coleoptera; Curculionidae. The transcript has 7 exons. Gene Ontology annotation, biological process: positive regulation of ERAD pathway. The coding region runs from base 343 to 1767 and encodes 474 amino acids. Gene Ontology annotation, molecular function: ubiquitin protein ligase activity; metal ion binding. The record is from RefSeq and is a predicted model, not a curated record.